CGCACAGGUGAGCGCGGCUCGUGUCCGCGCCCGCGAUCCCCCUCGUUCGACCCCAGGCCUGGUGCUCUUCGGAUGUAUCCCCCGGCACCGGCCGCGGCCGCGUCGACCGCGAGCGUGCUUCAGUGACACAAACGCAUAAACAAACAGAUCAUUCCGGACCGUUUCCCUGACCCACUAUUUCGUCCCGCAGUAUUAGGGAAGGCGGGAGCGACGAAGCCAGUCCGUUUGAUCCGGUUCAGUCAGCCGAGAGCGUAAUCAGAGCGGCGGAGCGAGAACGCGCGGCGGCGGCCGCAUGGCGGACGUCACCUGACGGGGCGCCAUGCGCGCGCUCCCGCCGCUGCUGCUCGUCGUCGCCGCCGUCCUCGCCGCUGCAACCGUCCGCGCCGCCGCCGCCGCCGCCGCCGCGCCUGCCACAGCCGCGCCGGCCCUCCUCGUGCUCCGUGCCGCCUGCGACGUCGCCGAUCCAUCACUGUUUACUGAACAACGACUUGAAAACUAUGCAGCCAUGACUGAAAGAAAUAUUAUACUUCAACGCCGCUCUGUCCGGAUACUGAGUUAUAAAAAGACAUGCGGAAAAGAUUGGAAAGUAGAAGUAACACGGAGUGCCUUGAUGACCAUCGGCGGUGGAGGUGCGGUGUCUUUUGCGGGGUGGGCGGGUACCGGUGUCUGCGAGGCGCUAACGGCAGCGGCGCGCGUGCUGCGCCGCCCGCUGCCGGGCGUGUGCGGCUCGCCGGCCGCCAGGGGUACUGCCGUUGUGCAGUUGGCGGUCCGUCUGCGUUGGCGUCGCGUGCUACUGUCCUUUGCUCCCUCUCGUCCCGAGUGUUUGGCAUCCCUGCGUGAAAUUGAGCGCGCUCUCAUAUCAGCGGGACUAGCGGUACGCUAUGCACAACUCUCGUCCGACGAGCUUGCUCGACGACCGCAUGUUGUGAUCUUAUGUGCCUCUUUUCGAUCGGAGCCGGCCAUAGACAUAGGUGCGUUACACGCUAGUGCCGGGGCUAUGCCGGUGGUGUUAAUCGUGCACAUCGACGAGUAUGAACCCCCGCCGAAGAAUGCGCCUGCCGACCCGUCGGCGGCUACCGUAACGAUCGAUGAUUCCAAUGACGCUUUUCAAAUGAGCAAUAUCACUUUAGAUAUAAGAAAUUCGCCUUAUAAACGAAAGAGAGAUAAUACACCGCCCUCUUUGGUAACGUCCUUACCCGAAAAUGCAAAUUUAUCGUCAGUUCAUCCAGAACCUUAUAAGAAAACUUUCUUGUCGCCGUCGCCCGUUUCAUUAGUAAACAACAUCGUAUCUUCCUUAGAUCACAAUAACAAAACUCGUUUCGUAUCAAAAAGGUCGCAACUGACCUAUACCACUGUUUUCAAGGAACACAGAGAAGUAAACAAGAUAAAAACGAGCAUAAUAGAGAAAUUGUUACAAAAUAAUACUCACGGAAUAUAUAUCUCAGGAUCUACAAAACAAACGUUCACAAAUAACAAGUCGAAGGCCGACCCCGAAGUUAGUAUUGUUCGCGGGCGCCGUACACCACGGGGAACUUGGAACGACGUGCCCACAGCUGGAUAUGAGAAAUUUAAUAUUCUCGUUUCACAGCUGGAUUAUUCUAUCCAACGACGUAUGCUAUUUCUUAGUGAUAAACGACUUGAAACCGAACAAGCACCAGUGAUAGCUGAUGCGAUAUAUGAGGAAAUAUUGGAAGCACUUCAUCAAGAUACAGAAGCGGAGCGAACACGAACUGAAAGUGGUCGUAUGGCAUUUUUCUUGUACGAUAUAACCUUUAACAAUCUAAUUAGAUCUGGUUGGCGAUGUGUAGCAUUACUUGCAACUGUAUCUACUAGAUCUUUGGACAAAACGGAUGAAUGGCAUACCGUCGUAGAAAUAAUAAAUUCGACUAGGAGUUUUGAUAUUUGGAGUGAGGAGUACACCGGUGAUCACGAUGAUGUGUCACUUGGCUUGACUAUGCCAAUAUUAGUUACAUGUGUGGUGGCGGCAUUGAUAGCUGCUGUGGCACUUAUUUUAAUUGCGCGGUGGCUAGCAGUGCGCCGCCGUCGAAGAAGACGACGCGGCGAUGCCGUACUGGUGCCUAGUGAUUUUACAUUUCCUGCGGAUGAGAGGCGUCGUGUCGGAGAAGGCAUGGAGACGAUGCUGUCGUGCUGGCUCCAACAACUGCAUGAAUUCGGUGGUCCUGAACUCGAGCCACCAGAUCUACUGAAACAGCCACCUCGGGCAACUCCCCGCGAACCCUCCGCGCCCUCAUCCACUUGUAGCAUUAACCGCGUAGCAGUAGAUCGUCGCACUAGAUACAGAGGCGAUGCGGUACAUAUGAAAUAUCUACCAGUGGUUUCACUUGAACUAAAACGCAAGGCGACUGAUGUAGUCCUAGUGAUGCAAAAUUUGCGACAUGAGAAUCUAAAUCCUUUCAUAGGUUGUUUGUGUGAAGUGCGGCCUGCACUGGUGUUUGACCAAUGUGGGCGUGGCUCGCUGGAGGACGUGCUCAUGGCGGACGACAUCAAACUGGACUGGACGUUCCGGUUGUCGCUGCUCACCGACCUGGUGAAAGGCAUGCGCUACCUGCACGCGUCGCCUUUGCGCGUGCACGGCCGCCUUACGUCACGCAACUGCGUGGUCGAUUCGCGCUGGGUGUUGCGCCUCACUGACUACGGCCUGCCGAGUUUCUAUCGCGCACAAGGCUUGCCGCAGCCUCAGCGCUCCUCUCGGGAUUUGUUGUGGACGGCGCCAGAAUUACUGCGUGAAGGGAGAGGAGGUGGUCGCGGCUCGCAGCCAGGAGACGUGUUCUCCUUCGCCAUUAUUAUGCAAGAGGUCAUCGUGCGCGGGGAGCCCUACUGUAUGCUGGCGCUUACGCCUGAUGAGAUCGUGGAAAAAGUAAUGCGACCGCCGCCGUUGAUUCGACCAUCGGUGUCAAUGGGCGCGGCGCCCCCCGAGGCCGUCAGCGUGAUGCGCCAAUGCUGGAGCGAGGCGCCCGACCUGCGACCCGACUUUCAUCGACUUCACGACAUAUUCAGACACUUGCAUCGUGGCAGGAAAAUCAACAUUGUGGACUCUAUGUUUGAAAUGCUGGAAAAAUAUAGCAAUAACUUGGAGGAGCUCAUAAGAGAGCGUACUGAACAACUUGAUAUGGAGAAAAAGAAAACUGAACAACUUCUCAACAGAAUGCUGCCCAGGUCGGUAGCCGAACGGCUGAUGCUCGGCUCGCGCGUGGAGCCGGAGGAGUUCGAGGAGGUGUCGAUCUACUUCAGCGACAUCGUGGGGUUCACGGGGUUGGCGGCGCGUUCAACGCCCGUGCAGGUAGUGGACCUGCUCAAUGACCUGUACACGACGUUCGACGCGGCCAUCGAGCAGUACCGCGUGUACAAAGUAGAGACGAUCGGCGACGCGUACAUGGUGGUGGGCGGGCUACCGGCGCGCUGCCGCGACCACGCGGAGAGCGUGGCCACCAUGGCGCUGCACUUGCUGCACCUGGCGGGCCGCUUCCGUGUGCGCCACCUGCCCGCGACGCCACUGCACCUGCGCAUCGGCCUGCACACCGGGCCUUGCUGCGCCGGCGUCGUCGGCCUCACCAUGCCGCGCUACUGCCUCUUCGGCGACACCGUCAACACCGCCUCGCGCAUGGAGUCCACUGGGGCGGCUUGGCGCAUACAGAUAUCAGCGGCGACCGCUGAACGACUAUCUGCAGCGGGCGGUUACCGCCUGCGGUCACGCGGCCUCACUCAGAUCAAGGGCAAGGGUGCUAUGCACACGUACUGGCUGCUCGGCAAGGAGGGGUUCGACAAACCGUUGCCCACACCACCACCGCUAGAAUCUGAGGAAGUGCUAUUCGAAACCGACGGCGAGAACGAGAGCGAGUCAUCGUCAGCUCCGUCGGCGACGCCAGUCAAGUCUUCGCAAGUUAUCGAACGUCAGCGCUCAGACCCCACUUCAACUCAUGAUAAGUACGCAUGGCAGAGAUCAGGUGCGAUGUCAGCGGACAGCAGCCCGCCGCGCGCGCCCCGCGCCGCAUCCGCCGUCUGCGUCGGCACCCUCGGCACCUCUGGCACACUCACCGCCGACCACAGCGCUCCUUACGCGCGGUACAGAUGUUUACCGAGCGGUUCACGGGUGUUGCGGCGGCAGUGGUCGCUGGAGCGCGGCGAGGCGCUGGCGGCGGCGGCGGGCGCGCGGCGCUCGGCCGGCUCGCCGCCGCAGCCGGCGGCCGCGCCGGCCGCGCCGGGUGCGCCGGCCGCGCCGACCGCGCCGCCGCCCGAGCCGCUGGCGCUGGUGCCGGCCGCGCCGCGCGCGCCGCCCGCCCGCUACCGCACGCGGCCCGCCGGCGCCGCGCCGCCCGCCGACGACGACUCCUCCCGACCGCGCCCGCCCUGA
Molecule: messenger RNA, 4372 nt
Organism: Galleria mellonella (greater wax moth)
Lineage: Eukaryota; Metazoa; Arthropoda; Insecta; Lepidoptera; Pyralidae
Exons: 14
Coding region: 320-4372 (1350 amino acids)
Biological process (GO): receptor guanylyl cyclase signaling pathway; intracellular signal transduction; cGMP biosynthetic process
Molecular function (GO): ATP binding; peptide receptor activity; guanylate cyclase activity
Source: RefSeq, a predicted model, not a curated record